This is a messenger RNA of Exserohilum turcica Et28A, 831 nucleotides long. RefSeq lists its product as uncharacterized. Gene Ontology annotation, molecular function: acyltransferase activity, transferring groups other than amino-acyl groups. The coding region runs from base 1 to 831 and encodes 276 amino acids. The record is from RefSeq and is a predicted model, not a curated record. The transcript has 2 exons. NCBI's taxonomy places the organism in Eukaryota, Fungi, Ascomycota, Dothideomycetes, Pleosporales, Pleosporaceae.
AUGGCGAAGACCAUUUCAGCUGUCACGCCCGUCGGGUGUAGUUUUGCAGUGGAGCCUAAAUCGGCAUCAAACUUGAGGGCUGCUAACAUUAGGGUGCAUGAAGUGCCUGCUAGCAUCAAGAUUGUAAAGAAGAAGGCGGCAGCCACUGUCUUGCCACCACUGACUGAAGGUGUCCGUGUUGUGACGACUGCCGAGUACAAGCAAGCAGCAGCUUGUCUGGCCGAGGCGUUUAAUGAAGACGACGUUGUCAGGUACUUUGUUGACGUGCCCGACCUUGCCCACUGGAGUGAAGAGCAAAAGUGGGGGCUGCAUGUGGAGAUUCUCGAGUACAUCACGUAUGCUCACAUCCUCAAGGGACUGGUGACUACAGCUGGCAAUUUUGAAGCAGUGGCGCUGUGGCUGCCACCAGGCCAGAACAUGGACGAUUAUCUGACCAUGUUCCGCUCGGGCAUGUGGCGCCUAAACUACCGCCUCUCUGCCGAGGGCAAGCGGCGCUUCUUUGACGAAUUCCUGCCCUUGCUCCAUGACACGAUGCAUAAUACGCUCGGCGAUCGGGAAUCCGAGGCGUGGUACCUUGUUUACAUUGGCACCAAGCCAAGUGGGCGUGGCAAGGGCCAUGCCCGCCGGCUGAUUGAGCAUGUGACCAAGGUGGCAGACCGCGAGGGCAGGCCGUGUUACUUGGAGUCGAGCAAUCCGGUCAAUCCCCCGAUCUACCGCAAGUUUGGCUUCGAGGAGACGCGGACGGUCAAUCUGCAGCGGGGUGGACGCAACAUUCCCAUGGACAUUAUGGUCAGGGAGCCUGUGACGGCGGGAGAGAAGCGCGCAUUGUAA